AUGAUGGCUGCUAACGAACAGGGAGUGCAAGGGAAUGCAGCAGGCGAGAGAAAACAACGAGUCGGCGUAUUCGUCGAUGUCGAGAAUGUUCUGGGGUGGCUCAAGCGAGGCGGCUGUACGGAGCUGCUCGCGAAGGCCGGCGAGCUCGGGGUAGUGGGCAUCCGGCGCGCCUUUGGCGACUUCUCGAACGCGACCGUGGCCUCGAGGCAGGACGAGCUGCAGAGGCACGGGUUCGACCUCGUGCACACGGUGCACCCGGCCAAGGGGAAGAGCAACUCGGCGGACAUCAGCAUGACGAUAGACGUGAUGGAGAGCUGCAGGACACCCGGAGGCGUUUUCGACGCCAGCGGAGGUGCUCCCGAAAUCGGCGGGGGGGGGGCGGCGGCGGUAUACGGCGGGCAAGCGCACUCGGCGCAGAACGCCCGUUUUGACAGCAGAAAUGGCAGCGGCAAUGGCGGUGUCAGGGGACACGGGUGGCGAGCUGGAGCGUCAACGCCGCCGCCGCCGCCGCCGUCUCUCCCGCCAGCGUUCGGCGGGCUGGGAGCACUGUCGGUGAUCCGCCCGUCAGAAAAGCUCUACAUGCACCUGCUCAGCGUGGAGUACUCUCCCUCGGCGGCAGCAGACCGCACCGGAGACACCGCCGGGAGCCUCGCGAGCGACUGGGGGAGCGGCCUCUCCGAAGUCACGUUAGCCAAAGGACUGGUCUCCCUCGCCGAGGCUUGCGGUGGCCAGGGCGGCGGUGACAACUCCCGCGCGGCGGCGGCUGCAGCGGCUGCGGCGGCCCUCGGCGGUGGUGGUGGCGGCGGCGGCGGGGGGGCGGGUGUGGCCCUCGACCGCGAGGAGGCGUUUCGGGUGGCCAACCUCCUGCAGCGUUGCGGGUUCCUGUCGUGGGUGGCGAAGGAGCAGCAGUGGCUGGUGACCGUGCCGGCGGACGUGGAGGUGCUGCGGAGGAGGAGGGAUGAGACCAUGAUGGAGGAGCUGCUCACCAGGUGCCAGGAGGCGGGGGUUCCUUUCGAGCCCACCCUGGCGGCCAACUUGCUUUGGUCCAAGGCGCGACGGUAACCAAGAAUGGUCUCUGCUGCUUCAUGGGUGAUUCGGAAUACCACGUGUGCCAGGGGAAGGGGGGGGGGGGGGGUAGCUGUUGUUGGGGGGGGGGGAUUGAAACGUCUGCUUUGCUGUUUUGACGUUGGCAGACGAGGGGGGGGGGGGUUAUGGAGUCACACGUGGGGGGCGCGAUGCUGCAGGAUAGAGAUGUAUCGAGAGUGUAUAGGCUUGAAUCUUAUAGAUUUGGUGUGCCGAUGCCUGCCGAAGGGGUAGAGACUUGAGAGAGCUCUGUUCCCGCAGGUGGUUGUACCGUGGGUUUGUUUUUUGCGGAGCAUCGUCUUCUGGUUGUCGUUUCGUACGGGGGUGCUGCAAGAACCAGUGGCACAAUUCCCAACGUUGUAUCAGUGCUGUGGGCAGGGAUGGCUGCUGAGGUUGGACCUGCCGUGACGCUGUGAUUAUCUCUGUUAAUUUGUGUUGUGUCGGCGGACAAUCCCAGGUGCUUGGGCGUGGCUUGGCGUUGAUGUCCUUUGUUACAUAGCGGUUACUGCUGUCGUUGCUGCUGUGGCCUGGUUGUAUGGGGCAAGGUUGUGUGUGUGUGAGCAAGGCGAGGAAAACCUCGAGUGCUUUCCUCCCAAGGUUCGUGCAACCGGCGGUGAAAAGUCCUGUAGCUUUUCGGCGGCGGCGGCGUGCGUGCUCCGGUUGUAUGAUGCAAGUUUGUUUUUGCUGUGCAAUGUCCAAUGUUGACAUGUGUGUGACUGAAGUGCGUUAGUUGUUUUUUUCCAUCAAGGAAAUUCGAGUAUCAGCGUCCGUUACUUUACAGCCAAGAGGUUUUCAAGUUCCUGUAUCUCACUGCUGUCGAGGUAGGGGUAUUAUUUGCUCGUCACUUCUAAGCCGGGGGAUUUAUCUCGCCUGCUUUUUGGCGCAUGUCCUGCUCGUUCUGGGCGUGUACGGUACGGUUCCAGUUACGCGUGUAAUCAGCUAUUUUAUGGAUGUUCGUUGUGAAAGAUGGGCAAAAGUUUGGUGGUGUUUUCUUGAGUAGACCCUUGGCCCUCACACAUGCAUGUACUUGAAAGCUUAUAGUUUGGACUUCCGACUGGUGCGUGUCUGAGGUUUUAGACUGUUAACCAGCGCAGCGCGGCGGUGGUUACACCUGGUACAGUCGUCUUUUUCUGUAAAUAUAGGACAGGAUUUUGGCAUCCGUAAGUGUAUGGCAGGGCUUGGCAUUCGUAAAUAUUUGGCAGGGUUUGGUAUUCAUCUGGACAACGUCACAACGGCACGCAGCAGCAAGGCUUGUGAGUUGAACGAUGUGGCUUGGGGGGGGGGGGGUCUGAGCAAAACGCGGCUAGCAAAACGCGGCUAAGUUUUGCGGAGUUAUCGGGUGUGAGGUCGAUUAUUCAGUAGUUCCGACCGCGUGACGACAGGCUAUGUUCAAGGGCCUCUUCACCGUUUGGACGUGCGCGGCGUGAUCGGAGUUCGAGACUGUCAGGUGUUGCCGGUGGGAUAGAGGGUUCCAAACUGUCAGGACACCGUGCGUGUAUGCAAGGAACAAAUGGUCUGUUGGUACGUUUUGUGGUUUGUGGUGGGGAGCAACAACCAUUGUGGCGUGUUCCCUGGAUUUUUUCUCGCGGAACGGAAUAACCGUGGUUAUUUCGUUGUCGUCAUGGAAUCGUCCUUCCACCUACAUGUUGCGUGAGCGUUUCCAAUACAGGUAGGUGUAACCACAAGGCUGUGUUGUUGUAGCAGUCGGCGAAGCCAACGAGCCGGGGCCUCGACGUCCAGAUAGCGAGAAACAUGCCGGGGUAUCACGGCCGCGAUUGAGCCGCUGUAUGGGUGUGUAGCACGCGAAACGGUUACUUCCUGUUUUGCAUGGCGAUUCUCCUCUUUCCUCCUCUUUCCUCACAUGGAAACACCUUACCGUGCCCCCCCCCCCCCCCGCGCCCCCACCGUGAUUGUACUGAUUUACAUUCGGGGAUGUAUACUUGAGUCAAGAGAGUGUAAAGCUGUGUAGCCCCCUGUUUGGCCGGGUUUGUUUUGCUCUUUUGGCCGCACGGACUUUGGGUCUGUUUCGGCCUCAAGCACGUCGUAAUUAGUCUUGAAAAGGGGGUCGUCUCUCGUGCAUUAGGGGGGUGUAGUUCUAGCCUGGGGGGACUCCUGGGGUGUCAAUUCUAGGCCUGUCUAUCGUCUCCUGCCGCUGUAGUGGUGGGCAAAAGCUGGUGGGAGGGAAAGCUGGAGGCAUCUAUCGUAAUAGUGUUGCCGUGCUGCUAGAAAAUAGUCCUUGCAGAGAAAUCUCCAGCCUACAUCGAUAGUAAGUAUGUGCCGCUGCUAGAAACAAUUACUCCCUUCUGGUCGGGGCUUUUGGAAAACGUGGGACCUAUUUUUGGCCCCCCCUACAACUUUACCGUGCAAACGGAUCUACUCUGAAAUAGUUCUUGCUUCGGCUACGUAGGUCGACUUUACAUCAAAGCGGAGCGGUGUCGGAUGUGCUAUUAUUUGUUUGUGGUGGACAUGGAGGGGGGGGCGCGGUGCUACACUGAAGGUUGGUGUGUACUUCGCUCGCGAGAGUUGAGACGACGACGCGUAGAGUAGGCCGGAUGGGAAUGGAGGCGGGGAUUUGCUGAGGAGACUCAACCGGCUCGGGGUGCGCUAGCUCCUGCGAAGACGCGCGUGAAAAGAGAGUGUGUGUUGCGCGGUGAUUUAUGUACGUACACCAACACUUGACCAACUUGCGGUGUGGUGCUGUGCGGUUUAUUCUCUUCGCGUGGAACGCCGCAACGGGGUGAAGCACCUAGGGCACAUGACGUGGGUGCGCACGAAAGCAUACGGGGAAAUCAUUUUAUGGACGUGAUGAUCAGGACUCAAACUGAGCCGUUGUAGGUGAUUAUUAUUGUGGGAGUUCGUGAGGGCUGUGGUUGGGAGCAUUUGAGCAUCUGUUUUUGUGAUCGAAGUAGGGGGGAGCGGAGAGCAGCCAAGUUGUGGGGGCGGGGAGCGAGCGAGUUGCUGGAGGGAGCGGAGGACCCUUUUUUUGCUCCAACCGCGCCCGCGGUGUAGAGAAAGGGGGCAACCGCAUCGUUGCCCCAAACGGUGUCUAGGUAUGUCGUGCAGGCGUUGGUGCUGUGCAUACCCCGAAAAGAAGAGGGUGCUUGUUCAUCGCUUGCCUUGGAAUGUGUGUGUGUACCUGUGCGCAACUUGCGGGGCCUUCAAGGCGGGUUAGUGUGUACUCUUCUCUUCUAUUUGUUUGACCCGCCCUCGAGGUUGUGAACGCAAGCUAAGCCUUGAUGUUGCUUAUAAACUAGUAUCGGCAAGAUGUUUUGGUGUGUGCUGUACAGAUGCGAAUCAAGAACAAAUGAAUCCAGAGCCGAAUGCCGUCCGCGGAGUUUCAGUCGCGGUGGCCGACGACACCGCCGCCCAUGUCAUGUAGAAACCCCAACGGUCGAGCUUGAUAUGUAUAUUCCUGGAGAUGGCUGAGUGUAGGAGGAGUCUGUCUUUUUUGUCCAGGCGUCCGCGUCCGUUGGAACGGUUGCGGGUGUAUCAGAAGGUCGGGAUGGCUUUUUGUGUGGAAUACAGCAACAACAACAACAA
Ectocarpus siliculosus is the source of this 4623-nucleotide messenger RNA. The record is from the annotation of a GenBank genome assembly. NCBI's taxonomy places the organism in Eukaryota, Phaeophyceae, Ectocarpales, Ectocarpaceae.